Messenger RNA from Spodoptera littoralis (African cotton leafworm), 5206 nucleotides. The record is from the annotation of a GenBank genome assembly. NCBI's taxonomy places the organism in Eukaryota, Metazoa, Arthropoda, Insecta, Lepidoptera, Noctuidae.
UUUUGUUGUCAACUCGGUGUUGGACCGCACGAUUUUAUAAAUAAAACCUGCGAUUAUAAGUGAAAUUUGCUUACAAAUGCUUUGAUAUCUAAUUCCUAGAACUACCUGGACUAUACUUAUGUUGGGUUAAAGAAUGGACAGAGGAAAAAUGCCUUCAGCGGGUCGAGGAGCUAAAAGCAAGGCUCCACAGCACCCACAAGAUAUCUUUGCGUUGGGCAGUAAGUCCACUGUGGUGGUCUCCAGGGACCCUGAGAAGAGAAACAUCCAUAAACCUUCUACCAGUGGUGUAGAACGCAAAAGAGAACCCUCAGGGUUUGGCAGUCAGCCGCCCAGCAAGCGUGCGAGAAUUGGUUCACCUGCUGAGGCAGUUGGAGGUACAUCUCUUGAAGUAGACCCGGUGGACCUGGUUUACAUUGAGGAUGCCUUGAAUGAGCGUUGCUGGGUGGAAUGUUCAUGGUGCAAAUGCUUCGUGGAGAAUGUGGUGACUGCGUUCAGCACCAAACAGCCACCAUCACACCUAAUACCCACUGAUAACACCUUGGUCAUGUUUUUACAUUCGUGCUACAGAUAUUCUACUAGCUAUGAGGCGGUGGAGACACUCGUCCUGGAAGCCAUCAAGGAACAGAUCCAACGUCGCUCGGCGGCCCCCGACGCUAUCGGCAAGGGAUUCCUCAAGCUACUGUCUGCCACGUGCGGCUUCCCAGAGAUCCGUAUGAUAUCAGCGUCUCGCCUCGAAGCGUGGCUGCAUUCGGGCAAGCUGUGGCGCUGUGCGCAGGAGUUGUUGGCCUACGUGUGUUGUAACUGCGACGCCUGCGGACCCACCGCGGCCAGGGACCACGAGGUGCUGGCUCAGCUGGCGCGGAUGAGGCUCAAGACCAAACCUCUGCAGGCGGCCUACCAGGCCUGUCUUCGAGAGAUGGUGUCGGACAGCCCUCCACUCCUGCGCAGCGUAGUGACGCAUACGAUCUACAACGAGCUGUCCAACGUGCGGUCCCCCAACAACAUGGCGGAGUUAGUUCUCCGGCCAGAAGAUUAUCUUCGUCCGCUACGCGCGUUAACGCGCGAGGUGGUGCGUGCAGCGCGCGCAGACGCGCAGGCACUACUGCCGCUGGCGCGUGCGCUGGCGCAGCCUCCGCCACACGAACCGCCGCAAGAAGUGAUGUUCGUGGAGCCAGCGGAAACAUAUAGCAAGGUGGACAACUGGCCCCCAGAGUCGGAGCGUGCCGCCACCUACCGGUUAUGUUGCGAGGCUCCGUUACCUCAGAACACGCUACUACGGGUCAUCUUCAUCGGCCUCUCCAAGGACAUCCCGGUGUCACCGGCAGAAGUGUUCGAGCUGGUGGAGCAGUUGGUGCGCCGCGCAUGCGCCCUGCCCGCCGAGGAGAACCCCCUGCAGGUGGACAAGCUGGAGAUAGCUGACUACAUCUUCCAGCUGUGUCAGUUCAACCCACCUGAUAAUAUCACACUGCCGGCUGGCUACACCCCUCCAGCGCUGGCCAUCACGUCGCUGUACUGGCGCGGCUGGAUCCUGCUGACGAUGCUGGCUGCCCAUAACCCCCAGCAGUUCGCAGAGCGCGCCGCCGCCAUGUAUCCUACACUCAGAGCCCUCAUCGAGAUGUGUAUCACCAACAAGCCGAGUAUAGAAUGGAGUACCAGUACCACGGCGGAGGCGGAGCGCGCGGAGGCGGAGCGAGCUGCCAUACUACAGCUGGAGACUCACCUGGCGGCCGCCAGUAACUCCAAGAUGCCGGUCAAUGAACAUAACUCCAGGCUGCUCAGUCAGCUAACCACUUUGGAACCCCUGGGUCCUGCGAGGAAGCCUCCGCAAGCGAUCAUAGAGACCCUGCAGGCGAUGAGCUCACAGAUGAGGCUGGGCAAGUUAUUGUGUCGACAACCGGCGCUACUGCUGGACCUGGUGGAGAGACAUGGAACUAGGAGAGCCAUGCCCUGGCUACAUCAACUGCUCAGGCACGACCAGCUCGAACUUAGCGUGCUGCCGGUGCAGUGCCUGUGCGAGUUCCUGUCGGCGGGCGGCGCGGGCGGCGAGGUGGGCAAGGCGGGCGAGCUGUGCGGACACCUGCGCCGCACCGUGGCAGACUCCGAGGCGGGCGCGCGCGCCGUGCUGCACUACUACAUGACGCGCCUCGCGCACACACACGCGCCCACCCGCGCGUCCGCCAAUAGGGGUCUGAAGCUGGUGCUGCAAUCUUCAGACGAUACAUCUGAAACUGAUUACAACGCUGACGUUGGUCCCGACGAGUGGCUGGAGCUGGUGUGGGCGCUGCCGCACUGGGAGGCCGUGCGCGACGACGUGGUGCUGCGCGUGCGCACCGCCUGCGCCGUGGAGUGCGUGCCGCGCCAUCUGGCCGCCUACAUCGCCUUCCUGCAGCACUACGUCGCCUGCACGCCCGCGCUCGACCAUACCGACCUCGUGCUCGAUCUGGGCCAGGUGAUAAUGGAACGAGCGCAGGUGAUGGGCAACGUACUGGGCACGGGCGAGCGCACCGAGCACGACGUGCACGACGCGCACGAUACUAACGUGCACGAGUUACAGCGCGCACAGCAUCGUGCGCUGUAUUCACUCACCAAGAUAUUAUAUGACUAUCUGCAAAAGCUCCGUAGCGGCGCAGCAUGCGAGGCUAGCGCGGGCUCGGCGUGGUCGUUCAACGAGCGCGUGUCCGUGCAGUGGCCGAGCGGACGUACUGCGCGCAUGCAUCUGGUGUUGGCGCACGCGUACGUCAAACUGCUGUGUAUUGGACCCUCUAUGUAUGACACAAACCAAGAAAUGUACUCCUGGUUGAUGUCGGUAUGGGUGGGCAGCGAAGCCCCGGCGGCGUACACCGCGUCGGGGGCGGAGGCCUGCCUGCUGCCGGACUGGCUGCGCCUGCACAUGGUGCGGUCGGCGCGGCCGCCGCUGCUCGAGGCCGGCAUGAGAGCUCUACCUGCGCCUAAACUGGCACUCUUCAUACAGACUUUCGGCAUGCCUGUGCAAGCUAUGAGUGCGCUCCUGUCAGCCCUGGACGCAUGCCCAGCGGGUGCCCUGUCCCGCCUGGGCGUGGAACGCGGGUACAUGUCACAGUUGCUGGGCGUGCAGCGCGCGCGGGGGGCCACUGGUGGACAUGCCUUCGCAGCCACGCUCAGACUCACGCCGCUCACAUACCCACCUGCGUUGGAGGCCGCGUCUCCCAGUACAUUGGAAGCUCUGGGCAACCGCAUCAUAUCGAGCCAGGACACGCGCGUCAUUGUGGACGUCAUUACACACAUACUCGAGAAGAGCCAGGAUGGACACUACGAGUCCAAGAUAAAACACGAGGAUGGUAGUGCGGGUCCUGCGCACGUGUUCUCCCGCGGCGGCCUCGGCUGCGGCCUGCUGCUGGACUGGAUGUCGGAGCUGCAGAGGGAGGCUCUCGGGCCCAGCGACCAGAGGCAUCGGCAGUGGCUGGUCUCCGAGUGCAGUGCUGGACUUCGCGGAGACGUUGGUGGAGAGUCCUCGCGUGUGGCAGGGCCGGGACAAGACCACGCCCAAACAUUACGUGCCCGACGACACGCUGCGGCUCAACUACCAGCAGCUGGGCGUGAUGGUCCGCUACGUGGCGGAGGAGGUCCGCGCGGUGGAGCGCGAGGGCGGCGCGGAGGCGGCGCGGCGGCGGGCCGACGCGCGCCUGCGGCUCCUGCUGCGCGCCGCGCCCGCGCGCCGCAGCUGCUGGCCGUGGCGGCCGCCGCGCAGCUACACGACCCGCUGCUGCUGCUGCUGCUGUACAUGAAGGUGCCGAAGAUCCUGCCGCUGGUGCUGCAGUCGGGCCCGCGCAGCCGGCCGCUGUCGCUGCUGCCGGUGGCGGGGGCGGCCGCCAGCUCCACCAGCGCCACCGACCGCGUGUCGCACGCCCUGCUCACCGCCAUCGCCGCGCCCGCCGCGCACUCCAAGGACUACAACCAGAAACUGUGGCGCAUGGAAGCAGAAGUCCGAGGUCUGUGGGCGCGCGUGGGCGGCGCGGGGUCCCGCGCGCUGGGGCUAGCCGCCGCCCUGCUGCGCGGCGCCGGGCCCCAGCUGCGCUACCACACGCACGUGCUGGCCGCGCUCGAGGUGCUGCCCGACCACGAGCUGUUCGCGCCCACCAACACUGCAGACCUGCACAGCAUCCUGGAGUGCUUCCUGGCCCUGGCGCGCUCGCAGCCCGGCGGGGCCGCCAGCCCGCUGCUGCACCGCGUGUCCGCCAUACUGCGCCGCUACCUCGCCUGCAGGCCGCAGCUCGCCGGGGCCCUGCUGCACCAACACAAGGACACUAUCGCCAACACCCCAGCGCUGUCGUCGCUGCAGGCGGCGGAGGUGAGCGCCCCGGCGUCGGCGGCGCCGCCCCCGCUAGCGUUGCAGGCCCUGCAGCGACGGUGCGACACUCCAGACAACUUGCACUGGAUGCUGCAGGAGAUCGAGGCGUGGGGCUCCCGUCGCGGCGGCGCGUGGGGCGGCGGCGUGUGGGCGGGCCACGUGCUGCGCUGCGCCGCGCCGCACGCCGCCGCGCCGCACGCCGCGCUGCGACACACCGCGCUCUCGCUGCUCGCCAAGCUACUGCCCGCCGUCACCGACACCACGCCCGGUCUGCAAGCAGUACUGGAGUGCCUGGACUCUCACCAGCCUGAAGUGACGCAAUCACUGCUGGACAAACUACCAGAUAUACUAGUGGGCAUGCAGGAGCACGCCGCCAAGAUACUGAUGCGAGUAUUCGAGCUGGGACUCAAGUCGCGGCACCCCGUGGAGCCCUGCAUCGCCAAGUGUGUCACCACCAUUAACUUACAUCGAGGAUGUUAACUUGAGUAUUGUGUAUGACCAGACUAAGGAAAAAUCUAAGUGUGAAAAACAAUAAGACACCUCAAUAAUAGGAGACAAGAAAGAAAGACAUUUUUAGUCAUUGUGUGAACGACAUAAGAGUUACGUUGUUCAGACACAAAAUCAGAACAAUCACUUUGGUCAUGUAAUAGGUAUGUCAAAUAUUAUAAUAAUGUGUUUGUUAAUGAAUGAAUUAUGACCAAGUUUGUAAAAACUAUGUAGAUAAGUAAAUAACAAAUUUUCUCUGACUGGACUGGACUGGAUUUCGUUUAGUAAAAAAGGGGUACUGGGAAUGAAUUUGAGUAUGGAUGCUUUAGUAUUAUGUUCGUACUUUGAACAAUAAUCAUCUCAUAGACUAGUAACCAACAAUAGGUAUUGUAC